Pseudophryne corroboree (corroboree frog) is the source of this 2402-nucleotide messenger RNA. RefSeq names its product coagulation factor X-like. The record is from RefSeq and is a predicted model, not a curated record. Bases 240 to 2057 code for a protein of 605 amino acids. Gene Ontology annotation, biological process: proteolysis. The transcript has 10 exons. Lineage: Eukaryota; Metazoa; Chordata; Amphibia; Anura; Myobatrachidae. Gene Ontology annotation, molecular function: calcium ion binding; serine-type endopeptidase activity. Gene Ontology annotation, cellular component: extracellular region.
GACCAUCCGCAGCGCUCUCACACUCCCAGUAAGGAGAACAUGUGUAUUCAUUACUCACUGACGCAUUUGAAAACAUCCACAAGUGACCUUUUUGGGCUCCUGAGGACCAAGAGUUUGAGAAACUAUGCUCUAACGGCAGCUGGAAAAUGGAUAGUAGGCUACUCAUCAUCAAUGUCUAUGGAUAAGGCACAACAAAUUCCGCAAACAAAGUCAGUGCACAAAUACUUGAAUACAAGUACAUGAAGAUGAGACACUUUCUGUCUGUCACACUGUUUCUGCUGUCUACCUCAUCCUGUUUCUCAGUGUUUAUAGGCAGAGAGAAAGCUCAUCAUGUACUGCAGAAACGUGCUAAUAAUUUUCUAGAGGAAAUACUCCCAGGAAAUCUAGAGCGGGAAUGUUAUGAAGAGACGUGUUCUAAAGAGGAGGCUCGAGAAAUCUUUAAAUCCCAGGAGAAAACGACAGAGUUUUGGUUUCAUUAUAAAGACCUCAGUCCAUGUAAAGAAAAUCCAUGCAUUAAUGGGGGGAUCUGCCAGCAGUAUCACUACACUUACACAUGCCUGUGUCCCCCGCGUUACACUGGGAGGCACUGUGAAAAUGUGCGGUAUGAGUGCUGGUACAACAAUGGAGGUUGCUGGCAGUACUGUACAGAUACUGCCCGGUCACUCAGCGUGAAAUGCUCCUGUGCACGAGGGUACACGCUAGAAGAGGAUGGCAAGAAAUGUGUCAUAUCUGAUCGUUUUCCUUGUGGACUGAUGUCCAGUUCCUCACGCUCUCUGCUCGAUCCAGACUUAGAAUCUCUAGAACAUCCCACUUCUGACACCAUUGGCACAGAGAAUUCUCAUCCUAAUACAACAGCUAUGAUGCCCACACCAAGGCAUUUAAAUGAUAGCAUAGACAUGCUCCUCACAAAUGAGACUGCAUGCAAUCCUAAUACAACAGCUAUGAUGCCAACGCCAAGGCGUUUAAAUGAUAGCAUAGACAUGCUCCUCACAAAUGAGACUGCAUGCAAUCCUAAUACAACAGCUAUGAUGCCAAUGCCAAGGCGUUUAAAUGAUAGCAUAGAAAUGCCCCCCACAAAUGAGACUGCAUGCCCGCAAGCAAUGGACAAACCUGUUGACAAUGGCACUUCUCAAGACUUAACUGGAACAGCCAGGUUCAUUAGUCCUAAUGAAAGUGGUAGUGUCAAUAAAACUCUGUAUGGCUCAACAAAUAAGACAGACAAUAAGGACAGUACUGCGGGUGGUGAAUCUGUGGAUCAAAGUACUUUAAAUGAAGACUCUAUUGGACAUGUACUGGGUGUUGAAGAUGGAACUCGGAUAGUCGGUGGGAUGCGCUGCGAGCUGGGACAGUGCCCCUGGCAGGUUUUGAUUCGUAAUUCUCGAGGAAUAGAUUUCUGUGGUGGAAGUCUGAUCAGCCAACGCUGGGUAAUGUCUGCUGCACACUGCUUUGAAGGUAUUGAUCCACAUCAUGUUACUAUCGGAGACUAUGACAAAUAUCUACGUGAUAAGGAUGAGCAGAAGAUUGCGGUGCUGGAAGUUUUCUCUCACCCAUAUUAUCUGGCAGAACAUUAUGACAAUGACAUUGCACUUGUUUACCUACGCAGCCCAGCUAUCUUCAGCGAAUACACGCGACCUAUUUGCUUACCUAGCCCUAGCCUUGGGCAACUACUCACCCAAGAGGGAGAGGUAGGACUAGUAAGCGGCUGGGGAGCCACGCGACAUUUAGGUCGUUUUACUCGCUUUUUACUAAAGGUCCGGCUACCUGUUGUCAGCCAAGAGACUUGCAUGGCCUCCACUAAUAUGGUAUUAACAGGAAACAUGUUCUGUGCUGGAUACGCUAUGGAAGCCAAAGACGCUUGCAACGGGGACAGCGGUGGGCCAUUUGCUGUAUUAUACCGCAACACCUGGUACCUGAUUGGAGUGGUGAGCUGGGGAGAAGGAUGUGCAGAUGACGGAAAAUACGGUGUAUACACAAGAGUGGCUAAUUAUAUUUCAUGGAUAAAGGAGACUAUUAUAGAUACAGAGGGGUUUGAUGAGUCGCUUGUACAAACAUUAUGAGAUCAAUCAAUCAUUUCUAGUGUUUAAAAAGACUAAAUGCAGUUAGGAGCCGAAGGAUGAAGAUUAGGAAAAGGAUAAGUUUGUGCUAAACAGAAACCACAUCCAGCAAGAGGUCUUCAGUAAGAAAGAAAACUAUUCAAUUGUGAGAGUAAAGCAUUGUACUUUGUAAAUAGAUUGCAAUAUUAUUUUUCCAACAACAUUGUGGAAAAACAGACUCAUGACAGCAUUUGUAAAAGUGCUAAUGGAGGAUCAUUAAGUAGGAGGUUCCAGUAUCAUUCUCUGUGAAAUGUAAUAAUUAAUUGUGCACUUACAGUAUACAAGGCAUAAAACAAUAUACAAACACAA